UUGCAGCUUGGGAGAGAACAACUCAGCGAGAUCGACCCAACCCAGAGCUAAUUACAACCUCCUGUCUUUGUUGGGUUGUUCAAUGCCUACGAAUUGCUACGCUCCCGGUCGGCGGUGACCAUGAAAGUACGAUCUAUCAGUCGCGAUGUUUCGAAUCCUCGAAUCGCAAGCGCCGGCCAAACAAACGGCUACGGACACAAUCAACACCCUCACGAGUAGGUUGCAGAGUGUGACACUACUGGAAGAUAGGCGGGCGGCUAUACAAGGGUUGAGAAGCUUUGCAAAGAUCUAUCCUGCCUCUGUUGCAUCAGGAGCGCUUCGACCGUUGAUUAGCAGCCUCCGAAAUGACCGAGAAGAUGUGGAUACAAUCAAGGUGGUCCUAGAGACCUUGUUGAUGCUAUUUUCCCCAGAUGAGAACAGUCCCGAAGCAUCUGAUGAAAUAGCCCUCUGGCUUGCGGAUGAAUUCACACAGCGGCAAGAUAAUAUUACAGCUCUUCUUGACCUUUUAGAAACCAAGGAAUUUUACUCCCGCCUCUAUUCGUUACAGUUAAUGUCCCAUAUCUCUGGUGCGCGACCGGAAAGAACACAGGAAUGUAUAUUCACAGCGCCAUUGGGAAUCCCGAGAUUAGUUGCUGCUCUGGGUGAUGUUCGGGAGCCAGUUCGAAAUGGUAUGUCGUUUCGCUUCAAAGGUCAUACUGUCGCGAAACGACGUUGCUAAUUGAUCUUGGACUUUAAUAGAAGCGUUACUGUUGCUCAUUGCUGUGACACCCGAC
Messenger RNA from Aspergillus wentii DTO 134E9, 773 nucleotides. RefSeq names its product putative intracellular protein transport protein (UsoA). Gene Ontology annotation, biological process: intracellular protein transport; transcytosis; membrane fusion. The transcript has 3 exons. Lineage: Eukaryota; Fungi; Ascomycota; Eurotiomycetes; Eurotiales; Aspergillaceae. The record is from RefSeq and is a predicted model, not a curated record. Bases 146 to 718 code for a protein of 190 amino acids. Gene Ontology annotation, cellular component: Golgi stack; endoplasmic reticulum; ER to Golgi transport vesicle membrane.